GCCUUAGUGUACAGGAAAUGACCGGGCGGCCCCGUCCCACCCAUCCCCCAAGAACGUGACAGACCGACGGAAUACCCGCAGGCCGGGGGGCGGCGGAACCUGGUGUGGCAUGUCUCACCUUCCACGCCCACCUCGCCUCUUCUCACACGACGCCCACUUCGCCCUUCUCCCUCGCCCUCGACUUCUGCUGCUGCUGCUGCUGCUGCUGCUGUUUGUUGCCGAGCCGCAGACGGAGAGGGAUGCCCUUGUGCAGGAUGGUACCGUAGGUCUCGCUGUCCCGGACCAGUGCCAUGCCGCCCGGCAGGAACACCACACCCCCCUGGCCGUCUCUGUCCGUGUCAGAUGAGUCACCACAGGGCGGCGAUGGCGAUGGGAAGCGGCCCGUCGGCAGCAGAGAUGAGCAGGGCGUCGGGGACGAUGCUGCUGCUGCUGCUGCACUCCUGCGGCCGAUGGCGUCUCGCUGUUCUCUGUCCUCCUCCUGCCGGACCAGAAGGCUCAACGAACCGGUCGGCAGCCCGCCCAGUCCGCCCACACCGACAUUGGCGGUCCUCAACACACCAAAGGGCGGCAUCGGGAACAUCGUGGGCCCGCAUGCCUCGACAUCAGGGUCGCCAGGCCAGUCUUCGUCCUCACUCUCCUCGUCCCUAUCCCUCUUCUCGCGCCGCAGCUCACGACUGAUGUGGUAGGUCGCGAGUGGACAGGGUCUUCUGUGGCCGGCAAGGGAGCUGGGUGGCGCCUCUGAUGGACCGUAUGGGCCACUGGGCGAGAAGGGGAUCUGGCUGAAUGGAGCGGUAUGCACGGCCUGGCGGGGGGUGGUGUCGCUGUCGCGAUGCGCUCGACGGACGCCAACGGCCUGAACCACAGCAAUAACGAGAUGCACUCAUGUGAUUUUCCUCUGCAUCUGUGUGUCUUACUCGUUUGCAUCGCGGCCAUGGCGGCCUUUCCUGUCUUGUCGGCCGCCUCCUUGUCCUUGUCCGUCAAUUCAUCGCCCCCGGCCUUAUGGGGCUCCUCCCUCUCUGAUCCAUCAGCAGCGCUUUCAGCGCCCCCACUGCGGCCGUUUGCGCGUCUCGCCCCUUCCCUGGUCUUACGCACGGCUGACGGCGGCCCAAGACCGACGGGCGAUGUGAGUCUGACGGUCUUGACGGCUUUGAUGGCGAAGCAUCGAACCAGGUGGCAGAGCUGCAGGAUGUUCUGCAUGGUCAGGGGCGGCGACUCACUCGGUAGCCGCAGAUGGCCCAGUCGGUCGGUGGAGAGCAAGUGAAGCCACUUAUCAAACACCUCGGGACGGAGACAUGCGAAGUCCAUUGCCACCAGAUCACCGCCAGGCCCGCUGCUAUUGUUGGUGUUGGUCCUGAUGCUGAUGGCGAUGUCGCCCUUGUCGUCAUCCACCUGCCCGCCCUUCUCCUUUUUGUCACACUGGCAGGGGCUGGCGUCUUCCGGGCAGAGUAGGGAUGGCAGGAUGGCGGGACCGCAUCCAGCGGUGAGAUAAUCGCAGAGAUGGGCUGCGGGUGCCUUGAUGAUGGCCCUCGGGGUGGGGAAAGAGGCGACAGGGGACGUGCAGUGGGAGGGGAAGAUGCGGAAAGCUCCGGGGGACCACACAAACAGAGACACCGAAUUCAGCUCCCCGGCUGCCAGAGAUGGAACAGAGUGAAUUUCAGGUGGCUGCAGCUCCCCCGCACCGACAGAGGCCCUCCAGCCGAACUCACUCAGCCGCAGCAGAUGCGCUGCCAGAAGGUACGCUCCGGCUUCACGCGGCGACGGGAGCUGUUGCGGGAGAGGGAGGGAGGGGUGUCGGGGGGAGUGGAGAAGGGUGAGCGGGGCGCACGGGGCGUGGCGGGGGCAGCACAGGAACAGGACCAGCAGCGAGAGGAGGCCGGCUCGUCGGCAACCGGGAUGAAGUGCACGAUAAGUGGGAGGGGCUGGUGGUAGGUGCCGUCGGAAAGCAGGAUGGGAUUCGGCCAAGCGGCCCACCGAGGCCGAUAAGGUGGGAGAGUCGCCAUUUU
Messenger RNA from Vitrella brassicaformis, 2003 nucleotides. The record is from the annotation of a GenBank genome assembly. Lineage: Eukaryota; Vitrellaceae.